Sitodiplosis mosellana (orange wheat blossom midge) is the source of this 2100-nucleotide messenger RNA. Its product is annotated as integrin alpha-PS3-like. The transcript is spliced from 5 exons. The record is from RefSeq and is a predicted model, not a curated record. The coding region runs from base 1 to 2100 and encodes 699 amino acids. Gene Ontology annotation, cellular component: external side of plasma membrane; integrin complex. Gene Ontology annotation, molecular function: integrin binding. Lineage: Eukaryota; Metazoa; Arthropoda; Insecta; Diptera; Cecidomyiidae. Gene Ontology annotation, biological process: cell-matrix adhesion; cell-cell adhesion; cell adhesion mediated by integrin.
AUGACUGCAGUCCGUGUUAUAUUCAAUUUUAUUUCUGUGAUAUUAGUGUUAUUUUGUGUGCACAAUGGCGAUACAUUCAAUUUAUCACCUCAACCAAAUAUCGUCUUCCGCGAGCCGAAAUCAACGGGCGUUGGAAUUCCAAAAAUGCGUAGCUCAUAUUUUGGAUUUAGCUUAAGCCUCAAGCAAAACAGUGUUCUGAUUGGAGCUCCACGGGCCCAGUCUACGUUAGAGUUACAGCAAAGAAUUAAUGAAACUGGUGUCAUUUACAAAUGUGGUUUCGAUAAAUUAACGACCUGUUCACCGUUUGUAUUCGAUUGGUGGGGAAAUGCCAAUGACUAUUACAAUCAAUACUUGUUCAACGAUGAAAAGAAGGACUUUCAAUGGUUGGGCGCAGCCAUGGAUGGUAGUACCAGUGAUAGCGAUAAGUUUGUGGUCUGCGCACCACGUCUCAUUUACGAUGUGACGGAUUAUUUCUCGACCCGUGUUGAGGAUGAUUACUCGAUGCAUGGUGUUUGUUACUGGACAACAAGUACAGCAUCGCCACAACCGGCGAAUGUGCAAAAGAUAGCCUCGCUUCGUUUGAAAAACAAGCAAGUGACGUGGAUCAAUCAACAACCGUACUAUGACUACCAGUACGGCGAACUGGGGCUGAGUGUGCACAUCACCGAAAAUAAUGAAGAGAUAUUGAUCGGUGCUCCGGGAAUUUUAAUGUGGACAGGAACGGUGAUUCGUCAAAAAGCAAACGGCAUCGACAUACCGAAUCCAAUGUUUUGGAAGAAAGACGACGUCUCCUAUUUUGGCUUUGCAGUGUCGAGUGGUUAUUUUGAUGGAAUCGGAAAAACGAAAUUACUUUAUGUGGCAAGUGCACCACAGGCUAAUUUACAACAAGGUGCUGUUUACAUUUUUGACAUCAUCGACCAUUAUUCAGGUGGCAAAACAAUCAAGAUUUAUCACACGUUCCCCGGUCAACAGUUUGGUGAAUACUUUGGGUACAGUCUGCUCACGGAAGAUUUCAAUAAUGAUGGUCUCACCGAUGUUGCCAUUGGAGCACCGUACAAUUCAAAGGCUGGAGACUAUGAGAAUGGCGCCGUUUACAUCUACAAGAACAAAGGCACGUCAUCAAAUUUCGUGUUGCACGCGGUUCUGAGAACGGAUUAUGAGUUUAGCGGUCGAUUCGGAACGACCAUUUCCAAAGUUGGAGAUAUCAAUCAAGACGGUUACAAUGACCUAGUAGUUGCAGCUCCAUUCGAAGGAAACGGAGUCGUUUACAUUUAUCAUGGCAGUGCAAAUGGUCUUCCAACCAAAUAUAGUCAGAGGAUCGUUGCUCCACGCAGUAGCUUAACGUCGAACCAAAUGUUCGGACAUGGAUUAUCGAAAGGAGCCGACAUUAAUGGCAAUCAAUAUUUGGACGUUGCAAUUGGCGCACCCGAAGCCGAAAGUGUUUACAUUUACAAAUCUUAUCCAGUGAUUCGAAUUGAUGGCAGCAUCAAACCGAUCGAUGAAAAAAUACCAAUUAGUGCCAAAACAUUCGAUCUCAGCGCAUGCUUUCGUUAUGAAUCAAAUCACAAGAUCGAAUUUGACGUUCAAUUACGUGUCGUUGUCAAAUUAAUUGACAAAUUCACUCGUGCACAUUUUCAAAUUGAUGGAUGCAAUGAGAAGGUGUGCGAAUUGAAUGUCUCUCUAGCACCGAAUGCGAGUUCAAAGUGUGUUCAACUUAAAGCGUCUGUAACAUUCCAAACCAAUUACAUAUACAAACCGAUUCAUAUGGAACUUAAUCACAGCGUGAUUAAUGCUAUUCCAAAAUACGAUGCUACUACGGACAACUCAGAGUUUUGCGAAACGUGCGUCGCUCUCGAUCCUAAAAGUGUAAGAAACGCAUCGAAUGUAAUAAAGUUCGAUCCUGGAUGCAAGCAUGAGCACUGUGUAACGGAUUUGCGAGUAACAAGUGCAUUGAGCUAUAAUGCAACGAAGUGCAGUGGACGGCCAUCGUUCAAACGCGGUGAUUCUUCUUUGACAAUCAACUACACGGUUGAAAAUCAUGGUUCAAGCGAAGAAAUUGAUUUGGAUACAUUAGCGGAUGAAAAGAAUUUACUGGAUUAG